Saprolegnia parasitica CBS 223.65 is the source of this 1746-nucleotide messenger RNA. RefSeq lists its product as hypothetical. The transcript has 13 exons. The coding region runs from base 10 to 1623 and encodes 537 amino acids. The record is from RefSeq and is a predicted model, not a curated record. Lineage: Eukaryota; Oomycota; Saprolegniomycetes; Saprolegniales; Saprolegniaceae.
GCCAGCAAUAUGGAUCUUACGUGGCUCGCAGAGGCAAGGGACGCGGUGCGUCAAAGCCAGGACUGGCGGCUCCUCCAGAACAGUAUUUACACCCGCGUACAAACAGUCCUCAAGCAGCACAAGACCAAGUACUUUUCCGACCUUGGCGACGACGAACGGGCGCUUGUGAUGGCGCAGGUCGAACUUCACGUGGCCGACGACGCGGCGCACAGCGGCUUCCUCCAACACAUCACCAACGUUCUCGAUCAUCAUCUCAGCAAAGCCGUCGAGAGUGCGUACGCUACGGCACCGGAUAAGGCGACCAAGAAAACCUUGCUGCUCGAUGCAGCCGCCGACGCCGCCGCGACCCUCGUCGUGGGGCUGCCCCCCGAGCAGCGCAGUUUGCUUCGUCUCCUUCUCAACACGCCCUUUCCGAUUGCCUUUCGCCGCCACGCGUGGCAGCUUUUCUUAUCGGACGCACCACUGCGGGUGCGGUACGACGCCGCUUGCGCAUUGGACCGCGUCUCCACCAUUUCGCUGCUGGACGCAGACAUUACCGACACGUGCCACCGCAUCCUCGAGGCGUCUUCGCCGCUAAUGGAGACGACGACACCCCGCGAAACGUGGAUGAUCAUGAAGACGGUUCUCUCGUAUGCCCAUGCGACAGGAGCUAUCACCAACCCGCACGACGACGCAAUGUACGCUCUCUGUGUACCUCUACUGCUGGUGUACGGCACGACUUCGGUCUCGGCCCUCGUGGAAGCCUACUGCGUCCUACUGCGUCUUCCGCGGCCGCGGCUACCAGACGCCGUAUCAUCGUGUCUGGACGCACUGCAUCGCGUCCAUCCACCACUCCAUACCCACUUGGUCUCGGUUAUGGGCCCGACCACGUCGCAGGCGUGGCUACCGCUGCUGACUCCGUUUGUGGAGCAACUCUUUGUCGGCGUGGCCACCAAGAGCGUGCUGCUGUUUGUUUGGGACCAGCUCUUCCUCGUUGGGGCCGAUCGACUCUUGCCCGACCUCGUCGCACUCGCGCUCGUUGCUCUCGAAGGUCCGUUGCUGCGUGCGCAGUCGCUCGAUGACGUGCUGCGCGCCGUGCACCAACCGACGCUGCAAGUCUCGACACUGCAAGAGCUUCUCGAGACAUUUAGUCUUCCCACCAUCCGGCAGGACCUGCAGUUGAUCAAAGAGACCGACUUUUUCAAGCCGGCACUUGAGAGCCCUGCACCCGUCGUUGAGGCGCCCAGCGUCGAGCUCGAUGCCACGAAUGCACUCACACCGCUCUUGCUGGACGUUGCCAAGACGCUAUGUGGAGUCUAUACCCGCGAUGCCGACUACGACAAACGCGGCCACCAAGAGCAGACCACGCACGCUGACAAUGCCAAUGCGUUUCGACCACUGCUACGCCAAGUGGCGCAGACGCUUUCAGGAGUGUUUACAUCCAGCGAUGACAUCUUUGGUCGUCAGGCCGUCGCCGACGAAACCCGGCAGCGCGACCUCGUGGCGCAGAGCCAAAAGACAGCAUUUGGCCGGACAUACACCCCGAACGAGAUUGGCCAGCUCAGUGGAAAAGCCAAAGCAGCGUACGAAAAGCGACUGCCCAAGUUUCACGCAGCGUACGCAGCGCUCAACCAGCGGUCGUAGAGGCUGUCUACUCGGCUGGCAGCGUUUCGCUCGAGGACAAGCGACGAGCAUUGACUCCUUCGUUGCGCAUUGCACGCUUCUUCGGGGGCUCUAGUCCACGUACCAUAAGACGACUUUUCCAAC